CGUGACGACACCGGGAACCCGCCCCUCUCAGGCCCGCCAGUUCGCACUUGCCCAGGGCCCCUGGUGCUGGGCGAGACUUGGAGUGCGAUCAGGGACCCCGGAUCCCGGCUGGUGGGCACGAUGCGGCUGGGCUCUGGGACCUUCGCCGCCUGCUGCAUAGUGAUCGAGGUGCUCGGAGUCGCGCUCUUCCUUCGGGGAUUCUUCCCGACUCCCGUUCGCUCCUCUUCCAGGACGGAGCACCAGGCAGAGCCCCCAGCUGAACCCUCGGCUGGAGCCAGUUCCAACUGGACCAAGCUCCCACCACCUCUCUUCAGGAAAGUUGUUAUUAUGUUAAUCGAUGCCUUAAGAGACGAUUUUGUGUUUGGCUCAAAGGGUGUGAAAUUUAUGCCCUACACAACUUACCUCGUGGAAAAAGGAUCAUCUCACAGUUUUGUGGCCGAAGCAAAGCCACCUACCGUUACUAUGCCUCGAAUCAAGGCACUGGUGACAGGGAGCCUUCCCGGCUUCAUCGAUGUCAUCAGGAACCUCAAUUCUCCCGCACUGCUGGAAGACAAUGUGGUCACACAGGCAAAAGCCUCUGGAAAGAGAAUCAUCUUUUAUGGAGAUGAAACAUGGAUGAAAUUAUUCCCCAACCAUUUUGUGGAGUAUGAUGGAACAACUUCCUUUUUUGUGUCAGAUUAUACAGAGGUGGAUGAUAACGUGACACGGCAUUUGGACAGAGUGUUAAGAAGAGGGGAUUGGGAAGUGCUGAUCCUCCAUUACCUCGGGCUGGACCACAUAGGCCAUAUUUCAGGGCCCAGCAGCCCCCUGAUUGGGCGCAAGCUUAGCGAGAUGGACAGCGUUCUAAGGAAGAUCCACACCUCGCUGCUGUCGGAGGAGAGAGAGGCUCUUUUACCCAGUUUGCUGGUUCUUUGUAGUGAUCAUGGCAUGUCUGAAACAGGAAGUCAUGGGGCCUCAUCCAUGGAGGAGGUUAACACCCCUCUGAUCUUAAUCAGUUCUGCAUUUGAAAGGAAACCAGGUGAUACCCGACGCCCACAGCGUGUUCAGCAGACCGACUUGGCUGCGACUCUGGCGAUCGGGCUUGGCCUGCCAAUCCCAAAAACCAGUGUGGGCGGUCUGUUACUCCCGGUUGUGGAAAGAAAACCGAUGAGAGAACAACUGAGAUUUUUACAUUUAAAUGCAGUACAGCUUAGCAAACUAUUAAAAGAAAAUGUGCCCUCAUAUCAAAAAGAGCCUGGAUUUCAGCAGUUUAAAAUGUCAGAAAAGUUGCAUGGGAACUGGAUCAGACUGUACUUGGAGGAAAAUAACUCAGAAGUUCUUUCUAACCUGGGAAUCAAGGUUCGCAGGCAGUAUCUGGAUGCCUUGAGGACCCUGGGGCUGUCCCUGAGCAGACAAGUAGCCCAGUAUGACAUCUACUCCAUGGUGGUAGGGGCCAUCGCGGUUUUGGAGGUUCUCACCCUACUCCUGCUCAGUGUCCCGCAGGCGCUGAGCCACAAGGCCGAGCUGGAAGUCACUCUGUCGUCGCCUGUGUUCUCUCUGCUCUUUUAUUUGGUGUCCCUGAUUCUUUGGGCCCUUCAUGUCACCGUAUGCACCUCGGCUGAGGGCUCCUGCUACCUGUGCAGCCUCUCCUGGCCGGCAGCAGGCGCUGUGAUGAUGCUCAUCUCCGCACUGCUGUGUGUGGUUCUGUCCGCUCUUACCAAGGCGGUGGUCAGCAGGCAGCUUCUGAGUAAGAAUCCAGCUCAUUCCAACCCACGGUGGUCGGAGUUAGAUCUUCUUAUCUUUGUGGGGACUGUGGGCCACGUCUUAAGUCUGGGUGCCAGCAGCUUCAUCGAGGAGGAGCACCAGACCUGGUACUUCCUUGUUAACACCCUGUGUCUAGCUCUGUGUCAUGAAACCUACAGAAACUGCUUUCUGGGAGAUGACUGUGAGCCUCAGCAUUGCUUACACGUGGGAGAAGGAUUCGACGGCGCCGCCCCCACCUUGCAGGACAAGAACGCCGGCUGGGACAUGCCACAGCUGGGCGGAGUGACCAAGCGCCCCUCUUCCCUUGGCACGCUCCGAGGCAGUGAGAAGUGGAUGGUGUUAGCGAGCCCGUGGUUGGUACUCGCCUGCUGCCGGCUGCUGCGGUCACUGAAUCAGACGGGUGUACAGUGGGCCCACCGGCCGGACCUGGGGCACUGGCUCACCAGCUCCGAUCAUAAAACCGAGCUCUCUGUCCUGGCCGCCCUGUCCCUCGCCACGACCUUCGCAUUGGUUCAGAGGAGGUGCUCCCUGACUUCGAAAUUAGCCUUGGCACUUGGCCUGCUGGGCGUCUAUUGCUACAGGGCGGCCAUUGGAAAUGUGCUGUUCCCAUGGCAACAAGACAACAAAGACGUUUCAAAGGGCGUCACUGAGGCUCGUCUCGUCCAUGCUUUUGUCCUUGGCAUUCUGUUCCUGGGCACCAAGGACUUGCUUAAAUCCCAGGCCGUCACUGCAGGCUUCACAGCCAAGACUGUGGGUUCCUGGGAGGUACACAGUGGAUUAGUGCUUCUGGCCGCUCUGCUGUUUAGGCCACAUAAUCUUCCGGUCUUAGUGUUUAGCCUCUUGAUCCAGACCAUGAUGACGAAGUUCAUCUGGAAGCCCCUGCGGCACGGUGCAGCUGAGGUCACUGUGAUGCAUUACUGGUUCGGUCAAGCAUUCUUCUAUUUUCAGGGAAACUCCAAUAAUAUCGCCACAGUGGACAUCUCAGCAGGCUUCGUGGGCCUGGACACCUACAUGGAGAUUCCAGCCAUGUUCCUGAUGGCGUUUGCUACAUAUACGGGGCCUGUGCUGUGGGCCAGCCACCUGGUGACGUUUCUGAGUUCAGAAACCAGCAGCAGUUCGGCACUGAGUCGUGCUUGCUUCUGUUAUGCGCUGAUCUGUUCUUUUCCGGUUUCUGCAUACAUCCUUUUGGUGACAUCCCUGCGUUACCAUUUAUUUAUAUGGAGUGUGUUUUCUCCAAAACUUCUCUAUGAGGGAAUGCAUCUACUUGUUACAGCUGCUCUCUGUGUAUUCUUCACAGCCAUGGAUCAAACCAACACAGACUCUUAACUAAACUAUUAAGAAACUGAAAAAAUAAUAUAUUUUUAAAAUAUGUUAUAAAUGGAUUCGAGUAAUGAAAAAGUCUGUUUAAAUGCAAGAUCAUUCUUUUAAAAAGAUGUGAAUUCUAUAAGGUUAAUGAAUAGCUUAAGUUUCUUUAUUGUACUUGAAUUUAGAUUAAAUAGCAAGUGACUUAAUAAUAAAAUACUCAGUUUGAGUCAUAUUCCCCUGUUGACAAUCACCCUAGAAACUUCUGAAUUUUUAAUUUCCUCUGGGUAAGUAAUGAUAUGACCCAAAUACGUGUUUAACUAGAAUAAAAAGAUCCCAGGUCUGUCAUGUGUGUGAACUUCAGAGAGCCCAGGGGCUGUGGGAGGGGGCCGUCUGCUGCCAGAGUUUACCUUGCAGAGCUCAGACCCCUUACCACUCUGGAGACCACUGAGGGUCCCAAGAAGAUGUGGUUUAUGUGGGUUACGUCUGUCAGCAUUUAUGGCAUUUGAAAUUAAAACCAAGACAUUUCAAAAAUAUUAGUCAUUUAGAAAUAAAGAUACAAGCCCAUUGCAUGUUACAAUGUUAUUAGGAAAAGCAAUUGAUUUCUAAAAAUAUUUAGCAAGAAUGGAAUUAUUUUACAUUUUUGCAAAUCUCUUUAAUCUUUGGUUUAAUUCAAGAAGAUUGGAUCCUGCAUUCAGUCUGUUGCUAUACGUGUGUUUGGUUGAACUAGUCACACAGAUACAUAAUUGAAAAAUGGAGUAUUUUAAUAUCCUUUUUCUGAUCAUUGUGGAUAUUCUUUUUUGAUACUGUACUAAAACUAGACAAUUGAUAGCUUGUGAAGAGUGUGAGAAGAAAAAAUAAACGCCUGAAACCCUA
Molecule: messenger RNA, 3921 nt
Organism: Manis pentadactyla (Chinese pangolin)
Lineage: Eukaryota; Metazoa; Chordata; Mammalia; Pholidota; Manidae
Gene: PIGG
Product: phosphatidylinositol glycan anchor biosynthesis class G
Exons: 13
Coding region: 121-3069 (982 amino acids)
Biological process (GO): GPI anchor biosynthetic process
Cellular component (GO): endoplasmic reticulum membrane
Source: RefSeq, a predicted model, not a curated record